Molecule: messenger RNA, 264 nt
Organism: Parascedosporium putredinis
Lineage: Eukaryota; Fungi; Ascomycota; Sordariomycetes; Microascales; Microascaceae
Source: the annotation of a GenBank genome assembly
AUGCUACGAGAGGUGAGCAAGGGACCGAGGCGGUUCCUUUGCAGGAUUGCAGGAGAUCCCGAUCUAGGUAUUUUCCACUACAUAUCUGCUGGAGAGAUGCUCGUCAACAGGGCUAGGAAUGAGGCGGCCGAACGCGGAAUUCGAAACGAAGCCAGGUUGAGAAGCUCUUCCAUCGGCCACGACCACAUCCACGUCUCACCAAACGUGUUCAGGAGGUAUAUUUGUACCAAGCAUCGGACUAUGCAGUACCUCUGCACCUCAUAA